GAUGAGGCGUAGGCAUGCUCAGUAGCUGGUGUCUCCUCCUCAGCAACAGUGCCUACAAUACUAAGAGGCUGUUUGCAUCGGAAGCAGAGCUAGAAAGCCAUCUUUGCUGAGAGUGUGAGAGAGAAAGCCAGAUCAAGCAAGGAACAAUGUCAGCACCAACUCCUUCCCUGGGUGGCAGUGGUGCCCCUGGUCCUGGCGCCGGAGGAGCCCCUCUCCAGACCAAUGUGACUAGCAAUCGAAGGCUUCAGCAGACACAAGCCCAAGUGAAUGAGGUGGUGGACAUAAUGCGGGUCAAUGUGGAUAAAGUACUAGAAAGAGACCAGAAACUUUCAGAGCUUGAUAAUCGGGCAGAUGCAUUGCAAGCUGGUGCCUCACAAUUUGAAACUAGUGCAGCCAAGCUGAAGAGGAAAUACUGGUGGAAAAACUGUAAGAUGAUGAUCAUCCUGGGUGUAGUAUGUGCGGUCAUUUUUAUCAUAAUUAUAAUUUAUUUCUGCACCUGAACCACUGAGGACAAAAGGUUUUGUGUCUUUGUUCAAGUGACCUGUUUUCUGAUAAUCUUUCCCAAUGAAACUUGCUUUUUAAUUCCUCAUAUCUUGAGGGCUGUGAGCCUGCAACCGUAUGUAAGAAUUCCAUGUAGUGUAUUUUGGUAUUAUGUUGUUUCUAUAAGAAACUGGGCCAGAUGAAUACUGCCAACUAGUUCCACAUGUUAGUCUAUCACUGUGUCUUAAAAUGUGCCCAUGCUGACCUUCAAAAACUGUCAUUUUUGAAAAACAACCAUCUUGAAAUUUUCUAAGUUGUAUAGAACUCGUGUUUCAAGGGAACAUCAGAUAGGCUUCAGCAGACAAUUAAGAGGCCAUAAUCUUCAACUGUAGAAUCCUGUACUUAGGUCACAAAAUCUACCUGUAUCAAUUAGAGGGUGAGCUUCAAGAAAGCUGAGUUUCCACUAAGCACAGGAAGGUCACAGGACUUGCAGGACUAUCAGACGUUCUGUAAGCGAGUCCACUUUUAUAUCCACAACCUACAAA
This is a messenger RNA of Heteronotia binoei (common prickly gecko), 1025 nucleotides long. Its product is annotated as vesicle-associated membrane protein 2-like. NCBI's taxonomy places the organism in Eukaryota, Metazoa, Chordata, Lepidosauria, Squamata, Gekkonidae. The transcript is spliced from 5 exons. The record is from RefSeq and is a predicted model, not a curated record. Gene Ontology annotation, molecular function: syntaxin-1 binding; SNAP receptor activity. Gene Ontology annotation, biological process: vesicle-mediated transport; SNARE complex assembly; vesicle fusion. Gene Ontology annotation, cellular component: SNARE complex; plasma membrane. The coding region runs from base 147 to 500 and encodes 117 amino acids.